This is a messenger RNA of Menidia menidia (Atlantic silverside), 1315 nucleotides long. The record is from the annotation of a GenBank genome assembly. NCBI's taxonomy places the organism in Eukaryota, Metazoa, Chordata, Actinopteri, Atheriniformes, Atherinopsidae.
CCUCUCACUGGCUGAAACCCGGCAGUUACAUUCAGCCUCUCUGCUCUCUGCGAUGAGGAAGUGACACCAAAACGCCAAAACUCUGCGCCUCAAAUUAGACAAGCCUAAGUCCCCCAGGACGGGAAAACAGCAAUGAGAGCGCUGCUACAGCUUUUUUGAGACGCGCUGAGGAGGGAUGUCUGACCAACGCCAGGACGCACAACCGGACGGGGCAGGCCAGAGUGGAGCCGUGUUUUUCUCCAACCCUCUGAUGAGUGAUGUGGAAUCCGACUGGUCGCCCGUUCACGAUGCGGCCUUUAAUGGACGGGUCCUCAAUCUGCAAAGACUGAUCGCUCAGGGAGCGUGUGUGAAUUUGAACACUCUGGACCAGGUCUCGCCCCUCCAUGGAGCCUGUGUGCAAGGCCACACCGCUUGUGCCAAGCUCCUGCUGGAAAGCGGUGCAAAUGUGAACAGCUCGACCCUGGACGGACACACUGCCCUGUCCGAGGCCUGCGCCCGGGGCAACCUGACCUGCGUGUCCCUGCUUCUCCAACACGGAGCCAGUCCCCUGGGGGCCGGCCGGUCCAACCCGCCCCUCCACUCUGCGGCCGCAGAAGGUCAGAGGUCACAUUCCACAGCACCUGCACGGAUGGUCCGUGCAGGGAUUAUGCAGCGUCGACAAAACGCCCCGACUGUAUCAAAACGCUGCUGGAGCCCGGGAGGUUUUUCAGAGCCGCUCACGCCGCCGCUGACCCUCUCUCCAGGUCACCCGGAGUGCGUGGAAGCUCUCGUCCGGCACGGGGCAGACGUGGAUCAGCACGUGGAGCACUUAGGGUCCCCUCUGCACGUGGCCUGCUCCAACCGGCGUCUGGACACUGUGAGGAAACUCCUUCAGCUCGGUAGGAUGCGCUCCCGUUCAGAGGCUCUCACUGGUCUGUCAGGGCCUGACCUGUCCAUCUCCUCAGGCGCCCGAGUGGACGGGCGUGUCUCCGGGGACUCUCCCCUGCACGUGGCCGCCCGCCUGUCCAGCCCCGAGCUGGUGUCCGUCCUGCUGGAGCACGGGGCUGACCGCCUGCUCCUGAACUCGGAGGGGAAGCGGCCGCUGGACCUGGCCCCCCCCGGCAGCCCGGCGGGGGGCUUCUCAAGAAGGCCGCAGGUACUGCAGCUCCUCAGUAGCCUCUCGCCGUUCGGGGUGUGUGUUCCUCUGAAGCAGCUGUGCCGACUGGACGUCAGGAGGGCGGUGGGCCGGCGGAGGCUGGGCGGGCUCCCUGACCUCGACCUGCCGGCAGAGCUGAUUGGCUAUCUUCUCCAUCAGUCAGACCCGGGGGGAAACUAA